This is a messenger RNA of Solea senegalensis (Senegalese sole), 1191 nucleotides long. Its product is annotated as poly(U)-specific endoribonuclease-C-like. Gene Ontology annotation, molecular function: RNA endonuclease activity. The transcript is spliced from 7 exons. The record is from RefSeq and is a predicted model, not a curated record. NCBI's taxonomy places the organism in Eukaryota, Metazoa, Chordata, Actinopteri, Pleuronectiformes, Soleidae. The coding region runs from base 81 to 953 and encodes 290 amino acids.
AGUUGAUGAGUGACGCCUCAGAUAACUGUUCAUAUGUCGUUUGAGAAAAAGAGAAGUCAGAGUAACAUACUCCUGGAAUCAUGGCACGAGGUCGACAGGCUGACCAGGAGCUCACUGAAGUGCUAAACCAACUCUGGCACCUGGAUAGAAACCGCCUCACACCAGGAUCUGAUUACAUCAUUUCCCCCCAGGGCAGGGCAGGUUACGUGCCUCAGGGAAGCAACUAUGCCAAAGACAGAGCCAGAGCUCCGCUCUUCUCAUACGUCAACGAAGACAAACUCAAGCAUAUCGAGACAUAUGCACAUUUCAUCAAAUUGCUGGACAACUAUGAGAUGUCCACUGGUGUGUCAGAGAGGGUCACUUCAGAGGAGCUGCAGGAGACAAAGCUGUUCAUCAAUGCCAUCAUGGAGACAGACGUCAUGAAGUGUGCUCACAAGUAUCUGGUGAGGAAGGGCCAGUCACCAGCCGAACGUUCACAUUUCAAACGGCAGCUGUAUGACAUCUGGUUCCGCCUCUACCAUCGGGACAGAAGUGGAGGUGAAGACUCUUGUGGAUUUGAACAUGUGUUUGUUGGAGAAACCAAAUACGGCCAGGAGAUCAUGGGUCUGCACAACUGGGUCCAGUUUUACCUGCAGGAAAAACACGACCAUGUUGACUACAAAGGCUACAAAGCAAGAGACAACAAAAAUACACCUGAUGAAGACGACCAUGUCCUGAACCUACAGUUCAGCUGGAAGGGCUUAGUGAAACCGGUUGGCGGCUCGUUCAUUGGUGUCAGUCCAGAGUUCGAGGUUGCUCUCUUCACCAUCGUCUUCCUCAUGUCCACUGAGAAGAUGACGUCUGUGGUGGUGAAAGUGGACGAGUACGUGCUGGAGCUGGUCGUGUAUCGACACGGCCAAUCCAUCGGCACAUCUUUCCCUAAACUGCUCAGCAGCAACCACCGGGAUUUGUAAUAGUUCAGUUUGCAUUUUUGUUAAUCUCUGAAUAGAUUUCUCAUUGCACUAUAAUCUCAAAACAAAACUGGAUUACAUUUUCUUUGCACUAAACAUCAGGCUUUACAUAUUUCUAACAAGCUGUAGCCUAUAAUCCCUGUUCUUGACUUUUAUAUCAUGGAAGGAAUGUAACUUUUUAUUCAACAAACUAUUAUGUAUUCUUAUAUACUACAGUAUAAUAAAAUAUCUGUGUUUACAA